ACUUUUUCUGCCGUUCUUGCCAGGAUUAUUUGUUCAAAUUAUACAUAAAUUCGCUGUGAAAAUCUAAUGAAUUGUAAAAUGGACAUUAGUGCGACAAUUGACUAAUACACAAAAUACACCAUACCGCGAGAAUAUGACCCAAUCAAAUGAGGCAACGAACAGGCACGCAAGCAGCCAAAACCAUCGAAAACAAGACACUGAUAAGGGUUCGUUGUCCUUGAAUAGCGAACAACUGUUGGAUGGCGUAUUUCAAGCCAUGCAAAAGCUUUGGCUGCAGUUUCGCCGCAUUGCCUAUAGCAUUAUGUGCGAAUUGGGUGGAAAGGAACUGGUCGAAGCGGCGGCUUCCUGGUGCCUCCAACAUCCAGACAUUGCCAUCUGUGCUGUUGCGGCCUGUUUUGUGUUAUUUUUGCCGCUGCUCAUCAUCUUCGGCUUUGGCAUUAUAACAAUGGCGGUCACAUUUACUGGCAUCCUUGUUCUUGAAGGUACCGUGUUGACGGUUAUCCUCAUAAUAUUUCUUGCCUGCAUCGCCAGUUUGACGAUUGGCGUUGUCUUGUUUGCUGUCAUUGCAUAUUUUGGGUUUGCGCAGAUCUAUGAAUUCUUUGGAAUGGAGCGUCAUCGAGACGCGCUCAUCACGUUUAUGCAACAAAACAGAAGCUCUGUUAAUGCAAGUGGACCAGCCCGAAAUGCUACCGAAACAGGGUCUGCAAAUUAAGUUAGUUUUUCUAAAGAACAUUUGAAGCAUACCCCGUAAUAAACGAAAGACUGUAAUAUGAAUUUUUUAAA
This is a messenger RNA of Drosophila grimshawi, 783 nucleotides long. RefSeq lists its product as uncharacterized. Bases 134 to 712 code for a protein of 192 amino acids. The record is from RefSeq and is a predicted model, not a curated record. NCBI's taxonomy places the organism in Eukaryota, Metazoa, Arthropoda, Insecta, Diptera, Drosophilidae. The transcript has 4 exons.